Messenger RNA from Drepanopeziza brunnea f. sp. 'multigermtubi' MB_m1, 621 nucleotides. RefSeq lists its product as uncharacterized. NCBI's taxonomy places the organism in Eukaryota, Fungi, Ascomycota, Leotiomycetes, Helotiales, Drepanopezizaceae. The record is from RefSeq and is a predicted model, not a curated record.
AUGCUACGGUCGAAGUCCAUCUCCGCGAUUUUGCUACCCUUGAGCUUUCUUAUUAGUGUAGCUCAAGCAUGGCCUCAGUUUCUGUCUAAACCAAUAACCAUCGGCUAUGCUACCGUUACCCCAGACGUGGCUGAGCGCAUCAACCAACAGGAUGGCAAGCUAUAUGUAAGGAGAUCAUUCUACGAGAAACCACUAGGAGAUGGCUUUUAUCUGGUAAACGACCCCCUUACCUGGGAAGGUGUUCAUAACAGUUGGUAUUGUGCUAUCACAGCGAAAAAGAGUGCAUAUAAACGAUUAGAUAAAACCUUCGUCCCGAGAACCUAUUGGAACCAACCCGAAAGCGCCAUCGUGGAUUACCUCAGGUCAACAACUUGGGUAACAAAUGCUGAGACAGCGCUGAGGUUUUCAUGGAUUGAGGGUAACAAUUGGGCGCUGCAAAUGCUUAUUCCAAAGAUUGUGAUAGAGGAAGAUCUCAUGGGGUUGCGGGCUAAAUGUUUCCAAUCAAGACAGGAGAGGAAUCAACUUACAGAAGAAUUUAUUAAGUGGGACGAUGCGUCGCUCAAAGGUGAUCGUGGACCACGGCACCCUCCUGAUCGGCCGAGCCGUUCAUAUUGGGGUUGA